GUUUAUGAAGGACAACAUAGUACGAGUGUUCGUUUUCGGAUCAAUUUGCAAAAGAAUUGGAGAAGGAGACCUUAACAUUAUUGUACAUCAUAUUUUUGAUGACUGCUGCUGCAAGUACAUGCUUUCCCCUUGCUAUCGUCUAGUUUUGCUGACUCUCAUUUCCUACCAAGUUCUCUUAACCUAUAAGAAGAAAGCAAUGGUAAUCACACCUCAAGCAGGUCUCUUCGACUCAAAUUUGGUGCAGGGUUUAGCCAUUGAAAUACUUCUGAUCUUACCCACUCCAACUCCCUUCACCCAAAUGAUUCGAGUAGACUUCAAUCAGCGAUACACAGGUGAGCUACGAUUUUACUACUUGAAUGAAAUAUUAACCUAUAUCCUCACCUUCAGAGUUAUUCUGUUGAUAAAUAUUACACUUAAAUUUUCGUCCUUUUACAGCAGUCAAAUUGGCAGAUUGUGGUUCAAAUAUUUAUUCUAAUAUUUAGUCGUCUCUACUCUACUGAUUUUGACACUCACUUGGUGUUCAAGUUGUGCAUGAAGGAUCUCCCUGGUUACACACUCAUGGGGUUGUUCAUCACUGGAAUGCUUCUCUUUGGCUACAGCAUGGAGAUCGCUGAGAGAUCUCUAUAAAGGAACGAGGUGCAACAACAUAGUGUGUACAGUGUAAUGACCUCUAUGUGGGUCACUCUCACCACCAUUGCCACUGUCGGAUAUGGCGAGUUCUAUCCGACUACUGAUUUGGGUCGUAUCUCGAUGGCCAUCUGUGUGUUCUGGGGAGUGUCGUACACUUCCCUCUUUACAGCAAUGCUGGAUUCAAUGUUCGAGAGGAUGAAUUGUGAGGAGAUGGUCUGGGCCUUGUUGGAAAAGACCAGCGUCACCAACGUCAUGAAAUAAUUCAGUCAGGAUUUGAUUGUGAGGAUCCAAAAGAUGAAAAUUAAAAAAUUACAACAUAAUAACAUACACCUUAUUCAGGACUCUAUCAAUGCUCUCAAGUAGAUGAAGAGGUAAUACAGGAAUAUUGAUGGCGAAGACUCCAUGUCAAAAGCGAAACGAAAGUUCAAGGACAUCAAUUUCAUGUUCCAAGAGUACUACCUCUUACUGAAGGAAUUUAAACGUCUGCAAUUGAUUAACACCAUCAAUUACCACUAUGUGUGUGAGUCACAAGCUAGUUGCAGUUAGAAACAACACUCACAUCACUUGUAAACAUGUGAUAAACAGAGCAAAGAUGAACCCAUUUAUUAAGAAUCAGAGCAGGAAGAAUCUGAUCUACUUGUGAUGGAGUUUCAUGUUUGA
This is a messenger RNA of Paramecium octaurelia, 1290 nucleotides long. The record is from the annotation of a GenBank genome assembly. NCBI's taxonomy places the organism in Eukaryota, Ciliophora, Oligohymenophorea, Peniculida, Parameciidae.